Messenger RNA from Peniophora sp. CBMAI 1063, 3840 nucleotides. The record is from the annotation of a GenBank genome assembly. NCBI's taxonomy places the organism in Eukaryota, Fungi, Basidiomycota, Agaricomycetes, Russulales, Peniophoraceae.
AUGCUGCCCUCGGCAACGAGCAGCAGAAAUCGACUUCAGAUCUGCACUUGCAGGGCUCGCGGUUGCGGAAGGAAGACGUACACGCAUCCAAGCUCUGGUGAUGUAUUGCCUGGUCAGAUCGUGGACUCUCGAGAAUUAGCCGCGCACAGACGAGCAGAUGAGAGUCUCCAACUUGAGGAGAACGCCAGGGAUGCUAGGCUACGGCGCUCCGCGGAAGAGUCCGCCCCCACUUCAUCCCCAGAACCAGCCCCCACGCUUUUCGAAUGUCGUUCCCUCCGUGAAUUACGGGCGCUCAACGAGCAGCUGUCAGACUUAGCAAGCCUGAAUAUGCUUCCGGAGGACUACAUCUUCCUCAAGCGACCCAACUCGGCCACUAAAGAAUCCGAUGUAACACCAAACCUUCUCAGCGCGAAGGAAGCAUCCAACGCCCCUUUCUUCACUCGGCUCGAGGCUCUGGACCAUCUCUCAAGCUCUGUAGAGGGCGUAGAGAUAUCGUCAGACGCGAUGCCGCAUGCGAUGGCCGAAAGGGACGCCCUCGUCACUACCAUCAGCACCCAGUUCUCUCUCCUUGCCGAAGCUCUUUCUCUGGCAUAUUAUACACAAGCUACAACGCGAGAAGCUGAAGUCGCGAGACGGGUCGCUGACGGUACAAUCUUCGACACUCGCCUGUACCUGGAGCCGCCCCUCCGGAAUAUGCGACCUCCUGUCGCGGCCAUCUGCAUUAUGAUCGGCGCUGCGUUACUUCUUCUUGGGUGCUCCGAGGACGACUGUCGUUUUCUGCUGAGCGGCAUGAUUAUUACAGCCCGCUUGUUCUACAAGGACGCCGGUACCACCGACGAUGUAGCCGCCUCGCGCUCGGCAGAGAUCCCUAAAGACCCUCGUCAUGUGUUGAAGGAGAAGCUCCGCCUUGAUCGCACAAUCAAAUAUACCUCCUGGAUCUCCUGUCCUUCUUGCUAUGCUUGCUAUGACGACCACGGACCGGGAUCGUACCCGGAACGGUGCACCAUGCCCCCUUCUCCGGACGGAGAUCCUUGUGACGAAGUCCUCACACGCACACGCACGUUCGGAAAUCGUGUAUGGACGUACCCCGUGCGCCGAAUCCUCAUCCAGGAUCUGAAGGCUUGGGUAGCAUGGUUCCUCAGCCGCCCGGGGAUUCUGGAGUCCCUCAUCCCAGAGGUUGACCUCAAGGACGUUAUGUCGGACAUCUGGCACGCCUCCGGACUGACAACGUUCAUGGGCCCCGACGGCAAACCUUUCAUGACCGUCCAAGCUGGCGAAGUCCGUCUGGUUUUCGCACUGAACGUGGACGGAUUCAACCCUUUUCAAAUGAAGGAAGCUGGUAGAAAGGCCACGUCGACCGCCAUGUAUAUGGUCUGCCUCAAUCUGCCCCCUAAUGUUCGGUAUCGCGUCGAGAACAUGUUUCUCGUGGGCAUCAUCCCAGGGCCAAACGAACCGUCUACUUUCCAAAUCAACAACAUUCUCGCGCUGCUUGUUUACAUGCUCCUCGAGUUCUGGCAGGACGGGGUGUCCUACGAUCAACUACCUCUUCAUGACGAUGGGGUUUUGGUCCGGCUAGCUCUACUUCUGAUAGUCUGCGAUACCCCCGCCGCACGCCAAGUCUGUGGGUUCGGGGCCCACAACCACAACUUCUUCUGCCCAUUUUGCCUUCUAAAGUAUCCCCAACGGGACAACGUGGACAGAAGCACUUGGAUUCCCCGUUCGCUGGAGCAUUAUAGAGAUUGCUCUGAGAGAUGGCGGCAGGCGAAGACCCAGAAGGAGCGCAAGAGCGUGUACGCCGAGUCAGGAGUUCGCUACACUGCCCUUUCAGAGCUUCCCUAUUGGAAUCCCUUCCGCAUGGUUGUCAUCGACAUCAUGCACGCGUUGUUCGAAGGCAACCUGAAACGCAUGUGUCGUGCGUUCUGGGGCAUAUCGGCCGCUCAGGAAGACGGAGAUGGAACUACAUCAGACCCCUCCCCGCUUCCAACCCCGGACGCCCUCCUUGACGAGUUGUGGCGUCAUGUUCGAGCCUCUCCACUUACCGAGUUGCGCAAAAUGCGCCUGGACCAUCUACGAGCGCUCAUCAUUCGUUACAAUGUUCCGAUCACUUUGCUUACCGGGAGGAGUAAGAACGAGAAGGAACCGCAUGUACGCGCUUUGGAAGCCUAUCGCAUCGAGAAGGGCUGGUUCAAUGCCCAGGGCGAACGGCUGGGGGAACUCCAUCCGGACCAACUUCCGCGAAGCGAACUUGAGAUUCUUGAGCUCCGUGCUCAUCCUGCCGAGCUCGCCGCCCUGGAUGACUACUUUCAGUAUGCACCUGAUAUGGACGAGUUCAUGGUAUUCUCCAGGCGCGUGCUUAUCGCAAGUCUCAUCAUCAGGAAGUCCCUUGGUCCAAAAGAUUCUCAGCGUCACGCUAUCAACGAGAUGUCGAAGAGGGUACUUAUAGGCCAGUUGCAGUCUAUGCGCGUUGCAGCCGGCAUAAUUCACUCAAAUGGCGAGCUCGUCGACGACUCGGACGACACCAUCGACCACUUCCACGCUGCUCAGCGGAACCUACCCGGAUCGGCUCGAAAGAAGUCCGUGAUUCUCGGGCGGCGUCGAUUGCUGGAAGUGUGGGCCGACAUGGCGCGUACGAUCAUGCCCACUUGGAUGGGAAAGGCACCCUUCCAUAUGGGCGACGGCAAACAUCGCAAGGCCUCCGCGGAUGACUGGCGACUUUUCGUAUUGAUCAAUCUCGUUGUGACCAUGGUACGCCUUUGGGGCAAAUAUCCAGCGAUGUCACGAGAGCGCCAACUCCUUGACAACUUCUUGCAUCUCGUGUCUGCGACAAAGAUCGCGGCGUACCGCGGCAUGUCGGUAGAGCUCGUGCAAAGCUAUGUAUACCAUAUGACAGCCUGGCUCAAAGGCUUGACCGAGUUGUUUCCAGGCAUUCAUCUCGAAUCGCAGCAGCAUCUGUCACUACAUCUGGACGUGUUUCUCAUUCAUCUUGGCCCCACGCAUGCCUGGCGCUGCUUCGUCUUUGAGCGAUGGAAUUACCUACUUCAACUAAUCAACACCAAUAACCAUCUCGGUAGGAUCUCGCCUCUCUCGUUGUGGACAUUGCUCAUUCUUGAUCCAGGAGAACUCGAACUUACCAUGUUCUACCGUCUCAUUCUGCAGCAGCGCUUGCGAGCGAUGGUUUUCGACGGCGGUCUUAGCUCUGAGCUCAAGGAAUUCGAGCCCGCCUUCCAGGCACUGUUGCAUAAGGAUAAACGUGGCACCAUGUUGAACGAUAUUCUAGCUCUCAACACCGACGCGCCGCCGCCGCCGCCGCCGCCGCCGCCGAGACCAUCACGUAAAUUCAAGGGUGUCAUAGUCGAGGAAGCUAUCCUGCGGCAACUUGCCGAGCUCGCCCAUCGUAGGACUGGACUCUCACCAGACCCCAAACUCGUUCAGCCCAUCGAAGUGAAAACGAUCGAUGUCGGGUCUGUAUCGUUCUCGUCCGAGGCGCCCAACUGCUAUGUCGGGAUUGGCCCCCAUUUCCCCGGAGAUUGGAGGCUAGCAAAAGUCCAUCGCCUAUUCAUGUAUGCACCCCCAGGGAAACCCUCAGAAGGCGCUCGCAGCUAUUACGGCUACGCUGUCGUGCGCUACUUCCGUCUCUUGGACGAGGAGGAAGUGGGACACGACACGUAUCGUCAAUGGUCCUUCAUCGGAGGGAGGCUUCACCACGCCGACGUUGAGCCGGAACUUCACGUACUUCCGGUGGAGGACAUCCUCUUUCAUUGCUGUGUGACCCAGUGGGAUGCUUGGGAUGGUAUAGACGGGCCAGUGAUUCUUGGACUUCCAGGUGAUCGGUUGCAGUGA